Gaeumannomyces tritici R3-111a-1 is the source of this 459-nucleotide messenger RNA. RefSeq lists its product as hypothetical. The coding region runs from base 1 to 459 and encodes 152 amino acids. The record is from RefSeq and is a predicted model, not a curated record. The transcript is spliced from 3 exons. Lineage: Eukaryota; Fungi; Ascomycota; Sordariomycetes; Magnaporthales; Magnaporthaceae.
AUGGUCUUCAGGUUACGGCAUGAGCUGUGGUCUUGCUCGGAAAAUCCGACGUACACGACAGCCCUGUCUCGCACCGAGGCGAAUAUUAGCAAGUAUACUUGCGGCUUUUCCGACUUCCCGAUGCCUGGGAAUGAGAGUAUAUGGAAGACUAUGUCAAGCACUUUGACCUCUACAAGGACAUCGUCUUUGACGCAACGGUCACGCUUGUGGCCAGGAACGCGAACGAUACCAAGCGGCGUGUCGAGUUCACAAAAUCAGGGUCCCGUGGAGGUGCAGGAGUUUGGCAAGGCCGCGCUGUGCCAUGGGUAUCAGACCAAGGCCGUUCUCCAAGCCUGGCUUCACAAGGCAGCCGGCAUGGGGAUGGAAAAUCUCAGCUGGGGCUGGAGGGGGCGGAAGUUCAGGCGACAAGGCCCCAAGAUGUACCGCCUGACGUUCCUUAUCAUACGCUUCACUCCUUGA